AUGGGGCAGGAUGCCUUGAUGGAGCCCUUCAGCAGCACAACUGGAGUCUUGCAGUGUAAAAUAUGUCUCCUUCUCCUAGCAGGUCAUUCAGGCUCUUGCUUGGGGCUGAAAGUGUCAGUACCAUCACAUACCGUCCAUGGUAUCAGGGGUCAGGCCCUCUACCUCCCAGUGCACUAUGGAUUCCACACUCCAGCAUCAGACAUCCAGAUCAUAUGGCUUUUUCAAAGACCUCAAACAAUACCCAAAUACCUACUGGGCUCUGUGAACAAGUCUGUGGUCCCUGACCUGGAAUACCAACACAAAUUUACUAUGAUGCCACCCAAUGCAUCUCUGCUCAUCAAUCCACUAGAAUUCACUGAUGAAGGCAAUUACAUCGUGAAGGUUAACAUCCAAGGAAAUGGAACUCUUUCAGCCAGUCAAAAUAUACAGGUCACUGUGGAUGAUCCUGUUACAAAACCAGUGGUACAGUCUCAACCUACCUCUGGGGCUGUGGAAUAUGUGGAAAAUAUGACCCUGACUUGUCUCGUGGAAAGAGGCACCCGACUACUUUACCAGUGGUUAAAAGAUGGGAGGCCUCUCCACACUACUGCUACCAAUUCCUUUUCUCCCCAAAACAAUACACUUCAUAUUUCUCCAGUCACCAAAGAAGACAUUGGGAAUUACAGUUGCCUCGUAAAGAAUCCAGUCAGUGAGGUGGAAAGUGACAUCAUUAUACCUACUAUAUAUUAUGGACCUUAUGGACUUCGAGUUAAUUCUGAUAAAGGACUAAAAGUAGGGGAAGUUUUUACUGUUGACAGUGGAGAAGCCGUCUUGUUUGAUUGUUCUGCUGACUCUUACCCUCCCAAUACCUACUCGUGGAUCCGAAGAACUGACAAUUCAACAUAUGUCAUUAAGUAUGGGCCUCAUUUGGAAGUUGCAUCUGAGAAAGUAGCCCAGAAGACAAUUGACUAUAUGUGCUGUGCUUACAACAAUGUAACUGGAAGGCAAGAUGAAACCCAUUUUACGGUCAUCAUUACAUCUACAGGACUUGAGAAGCUCUUACAAAAAGGGAAAUCCUUGUCACCUUUAGCAAGUAUAACUGGAAUAUCUCUGUUUUUGAUCAUAUCUAUGAGUUUUCUCUUCUUAUGGAAAAAAUAUCAACCCUACAAAGUUAUAACACAGAAGCUAAGAGGCAGGCCAGAAGAAGAAUACAGAAAAGCACAAACAUUUUCAGGCCAUGAAGAUGCUCUGGAUGACUUCGGAAUAUAUGAAUUUGUUGCUUUUCCAGAUGCAUCUGGUGUUCCCAGGAUGUCAAGUAGGUCUACUCCAGUCUCUAAUGGUUUAUCAGGGCAAGAGUUGAACAGCACAAUCUAUGAAGUUAUUCAGCACAUCCCUGCCCAGUAG
Suncus etruscus (white-toothed pygmy shrew) is the source of this 1383-nucleotide messenger RNA. It is a transcript of the gene HEPACAM2, whose product is annotated as HEPACAM family member 2. The transcript has 10 exons. The coding region runs from base 1 to 1383 and encodes 460 amino acids. NCBI's taxonomy places the organism in Eukaryota, Metazoa, Chordata, Mammalia, Eulipotyphla, Soricidae. The record is from RefSeq and is a predicted model, not a curated record.